AUGGUGCAAGCUGAUACCACCACCGACAAUUCGUUCCUAAGGGGAUUAGUGGACAUUGGAAGCAAUGGCGUCCGCUUCUCCAUCUCCUCCCUACACCCCUCCACCGCACGCAUCAUGCCCACAAUCUUCCAAGACCGCGCCCCCAUCUCCCUCUACGACGCCCAAUUCACCGGCACCACAAAAUCCCCCAUCAGCGAAGACGUCAUCUCCGCCAUCCUGGUCUCCAUGCGCCGUUUCGCAACCGUCUGCGCCGACUUCAACGUCCCGCCAGCCAACAUCCGCGUCGUCGCCACCGAGGCCACGCGCGAGGCCCAAAACUCGCAGGACUUCCGCGACCGCAUCCACGCCGCCACGGGCUGGACCGUCGAGCUGCUCACAAAGGAGGACGAGGGCCGCAUCGGCGCCGAGGGCGUCGCAAGCUCUUUCAAUGAGGUCAGCGGCCUCGUGAUGGAUCUCGGCGGGGGCAGCACACAGCUCACGUGGAUGGUGUCGAAGGGCGGCAAGACACGCAUGCCGCCUGCGGCGGUCUCGCUGCCGUACGGUGCGGCAGCACUCACGAAGCGCCGCGAGACGGCGAUCAACGACGAGGCGAUAGCCCAGCUGAAGGACGAGAUCAAGUCCCGCGUUGCGACCGCCAUCACCGGCCUCGACAUCCCGCCGGAGCUCUCCGACUACGCCGCCGACGACGGCGGCUACACACUCUACCUCUCCGGCGGGGGUUUCCGCGGUUUCGGCUUCCUCCUGCUCGACCAGCACCCGAUCCAGCCAUACCCAGUCCCCAUCAUCAACGGCUUCAAGGCCCCCGGCAGCGCCUUCUCCGACCUCGCCGACUUCCACCUCAGCUCCGAAACCACCCGGCGUCUCGACGACAAAUUCCGCAUCUCGGACCGCCGCGCGCGCCAGGUCCCCGCCGUCGCAUUCCUCAUCUCCGCCCUCGUCGAGACCCUCCCCACCAUCAAGACCGUCAUCUUCUGCCAAGGCGGCGUGCGCGAGGGCGCUCUCUACGAACGCCUCGACACCGCAACCCGCGCCCAGGACCCCCUCGUCGUCGCAACAUCCGCACAUGCGCCCCGCGACACAGCCAAGAUCCGUGAGCUCCUCAACUACGCCCUCCCGCGGUCGACGCCGUAUAUCUUCCGUUCAGAAAUCGUACCCGCGUUGGCGAAUAUGCUCAUCUACCACUCCAACAUCCCCAAAGAAUCACGCCCCUCCUGCGGGCUGCACGCAACCACAACCGGCAUCCUCGCCUCUGCCCACGGUCUAACCCACGAGACGCGGGCCCUCCUCGCACUGGCGCUCUGCGAGCGCUGGGGCGGCGAGGUCAGCGACUCUAACCUCAAAACACAGCUAGAGGACCUCGUCGGCCCCGAGUUUGCGUACUGGGCGCGCUACUGCGGCGCCGUGGCGGGUGUUGUCGGCGAUGUGUAUCCCGCGGGGAUCGUGGGCGAUGUGGAGCGGCUGCGGUUCUUCGCGUAUGAUGAGGGCGCGGUGGUGGUGCUGAAGGUGAGGACGAGGGGCGGGGACGAGAGGGCCGAGGCGGUGAUGGUGGCGAGGGGGAUUGAGGGGUUGGGGAAGGUGGGGAAGAAGAAGAAGUGCCGCGAGGGCUAUCGGAGGAAGGUGGCGUUGAUUUGGGGGAGGGAUUUGGAGUAG
Morchella importuna is the source of this 1650-nucleotide messenger RNA. RefSeq lists its product as uncharacterized. The coding region runs from base 1 to 1650 and encodes 549 amino acids. Lineage: Eukaryota; Fungi; Ascomycota; Pezizomycetes; Pezizales; Morchellaceae. Gene Ontology annotation, biological process: regulation of transcription by RNA polymerase II. The transcript has 2 exons. The record is from RefSeq and is a predicted model, not a curated record.